CUGCUCUUGCACUCAAGUCAUUCACUCAUGGCUUAUGGCUUCAUCACUCCCUCCCUCUGCCAUUCAAUUCAUCCUCUCAACUUCCAGCACUCUCAUCAUUCCCCACUCACCUUUCCCAACUCGCCCUGCAGUCCUCGUGCAACCUUUGACGUCUUCGCUUAUGUCCCUCCUCAAACUCGCCCUCUGCUGCCUCAACCUCUGACUUGUCUGUUCGUUUAGACCUUCCCGCCGUCGAGCCAGGACCCGGUUACCAUUUGCUCCCCCGACUCAAGCCGCUCGACCGCCCAACCUCCCACCAAUACCCGUGACGGCGAUGAUCCCCCGCAGGUCUUACUCGACGCCUCCUUGAUAUCAUCCUAUUUGACUCACCACCUCAUCGGCCCCCAAUAACGGUUUUUCUUGUAUGAAAUGAUCGAGCUCUCUGCAAUUGGUUUGGCGGUGGACGAGCCCUGGCCGUCACCCUAACUUAGUCCCCGCUUUAGCCAGCAAUCAUCAUCCUACCCACCAUUCCAAAACCACCCCGACCAAGAAAAAACUUCGGAUAUACAGGCAGUUCGAAUUCCAAGUCGCAAACAAAAGCAAACUUUUUGACUCUCUGCAUUCUCCCACAUCUCGCACCUCCAUCCUAUGCCGAUACCAUUGUUGUUUCUCAAAGAUUUUGUCACACUUGAUUGCUUCUCGCACUGCCCCUCCAGAUAACCAAAAAGUCCCCCCAUUUACCCCCACAAGCCACAUCAUCAAACAUCCCACCAAGGUCCCAGUUAUUCAUCGAAUCCUUAUACCCUUCAAGCUCUCCCACGCUCCGGCUUUGGCACAAGGGAGGAAAGAAGGAACAUUGGUCAACCAUCCAGAUCCCAAAAUCACGUUGCUUUCCGACGCCCUUCCCAGAUUCGCUCUAUUUUACUUCCCAACUACCAGCACCGGGAAGCCCCUCCCUGCUUCAAGGGACUUGGACCUGCAUCUUCUGCGUUGGACCUCUACACAAGUCACCGCAGUCUGGUAUACCUUUCUCGCCUUUGAUCCUAUCUACACUGGUCAGGCCAUUUGGCGAGACCCUACACUCUCACACCGUCAUUCAGCAUAAUCACGGUCCGAACCGAAUCUGACGCAUGCACUUGACUUCCGAGAGUGUACUUUUGCACUUCCAGGACUGAAGCUCGCAACCCAGAAGGAGCACAUCUUUCCAAAGAAGGACCCUGUGUUCUCUGUCAUGUCAUCGCGAUCCUGGCCCCUCGCAUGAUGAACCAGCUUCCACAAUCAUCAUGCUAUUCGAACCUGGCUCUGUCCCUCGAGGACCUCCUAUCGAAACCAAAAAAGCCUUGAUCUUGCUCGACUUUCAAAAUGACUUUGUGAAACCGAACGGAAACCUUCCCGUCAACAACGUGGAACCCUUUUUAUCCAAUUUACUAUGCCUAGUAGACGAAUUCCGCGCCAAGGGCCAAGUGAUAUGGGCAGGCACCGAGUACAGGCAGUCUCGCUCGACUAUCUCUUCCGUGACGGGGUCUCACUCUAUCAUCCUGAAACACCAUCUUCAGCGACAGGAUUUGGCCGAAGAGAGCAGUGAGUACUACAACGACCCAGGUCACACACGCUCACCUCGCGAAGAUCCCCUGGCACCCUCGCCGAACCCAGAUGUCACCCACGACCGGGAAGCUUUUCUCGCCCCCCUCUUGACCACCACAAAGCACAGAUGCUGCAUGCCCGGCUCAUUGGGUGCCGACUAUUCGGAAGCCAUCAAAGCGGCCAUCGAUCCACAAAGAGACCUGGUCAUGCUGAAAUCCCACUACUCAGCUUUUGAAAGCACAUCCCUUCUUAUGCAUCUCCGAUCCCACCUCAUCACUGAACUCUACGUCUGUGGCUCUCUCUCCAACGUCGGGGUCUACGCAACCGUUCUUGACGCCGUUUGCCACGGUGUCCAGGUCACUCUUGUCGAGGAUUGUCUCGGAUACAUUGAUGAAGCUUGUCAUAUCGAAGCAAUGCGUCAGAUGGCAGAUACCUUGGGCGCAAAUGGAAUCGAUUGCCAGGAGCUGCGUGACGAUAUUGCUGGCCUUCUUGGUGACGUUAUCCAUGAAGAGGACUAUCCUACCAGGUUCCAGGUCAGCCUGCCACCACCAGCUCGUACGACUAGGUCGCAUACCUCGAGAAGGCAGAUCCACGACUGGAUUUCCAGCCUCGAAGGUGAAGAAGCUCGUGCCACAACCGCCAAGCCCGAGGGAACAGUGUCGAAAGAGCUGGAACAGACCGGGGCUAUCCGGUGUGACUCCAACACACCAAGUGAGUCAUCUCGUAGAUCUAUAAGGCAGACAUCAGUUGAGCGCAGUCCUCCCCGGAAAAGAUCAACCAGUGAUCUGGAUCCCCUGGACGAAGAGCGCGUCCUGAAAUUGUCCCAUAAGCCUUCUUCCCAUCGUACCUCGACUCAUGCUGAGCAACUGAAAACCAAGCAGACACAGCAAUCAACACGAAAGCGGCGACCUUCACGCGAAUCAUCAAUCAGAUCUUCUACCCCUACAACAUCAGUCCUGCACCAGACGCUUUCGACCGGGGAGCCAUCUACUCACAAGGAAAUGUCGGAAGCUGAUCCAACAGAGGCCGAAAAUCCAAGCCUCGAGGCCAAACAAGGAAAUGGUCGAGUAACUCCAACAAAGAAGAAGAAGAAGAUAACACCAAAGAACCUUGGCCCCGGUGAUACUCUAGGAGAGGGUGAUUGCGAACUCUAUACAGGCCUCCUCGAUCAAACAGAAGCUGAACAGGCCUUUUAUUCCUGUAGAAACGAUAUCAAGUGGCAGAAGAUGUUUCACCGAUCCGGCGAGGUACCUCGACUUGUCGCUGUCCAGGGAUCCAUGUCUAAGGAAGGGACGGAGGUUCCGAUCUACAGGCAUCCAGCGGAUGAAUCUCCAGAGUUAUUGCCUUUCGAUGCAGUGGUUAACCUGCUGCGGAAAGCUGCAGAAAAGGUUGUCGGCCACCCUUUGAACCAUGUCCUGAUUCAGUGGUAUCGCCACGGCGAGGACAACAUCUCUGAGCAUUCUGACAAGACUCUCGACAUUGUUCGGGGGUCUCGAAUUGUGAAUGUAAGCCUGGGAGCACAGAGAACCAUGAUGUUAAGGGCAAAGAAGUCUGCUCUCAAACCGGCCGUUCCGAAUGAAGAAUCAGAUGGUGCCAGACCUUCUCAACGAAUCCCUCUUCCUCACAACUCUCUUUUCGUCCUCGGCCAGGAGACCAAUCAGCAGUGGUUGCAUUCCAUUCGAGCCGACAAACGACCUAUCUCGGAAAAGACGCCCGCCGAGCUCGCUUUCGACGGAGAGAGAAUCAGCUUCACAUUUAGACAUAUUGGAACAUUUAUCAAUCUGGCUGACAACACAAUCUGGGGCCAAGGGGCGACAAGCAAACGGCGCGCGGAUGCUAAGCCUUUAUUGACAGGAGCCGAGGCAGAAAAAGAGGGCGAAGCCAUGAUUCGAGCUUUUGGACAGGAGAAUCAUCGCAGCGCAGAGUGGAACUGGGAUGAGUGGUACGGACAGGGCUUCGAUGUGGUCAACUUUGAGACCAAAACGGCGGAUGAGGCCAAUGCAGCCAAUGAUGAUCUUGGGAGCAAGACAAAGGGCGAGAAGAGGAAGAUUACCGACGACAGCGAAGCUCCAUUGAGAGCUGGUUCAGCACCAUUCUGAGAGUCACGAAUGCCUUCUCACCUACACAAUAGCUUCACAGCAGCCUCGCACUGAAACUAUGCUGAAGCGCUGAGGCGCAUGAACGGUGACAAUAGUCAGCUUCUGACAAAUUUCGCCCCCAUCUCACUGGGUGAGCACGACGGAAAGCCCCGUUAUUGGGACAUCUUUCUUGACUUAGCUUUGUCUGAGACAAACCGUUGUCAGCGCCCAGGCCCUGAAUCGCAGUCCAAUAUUUCUUCCGAGCAAGGAAAGGCUGGGCAAGGUGACGGGCCACGGGAUCAUAUAGCCCUCUAGCUAGGAGGUCGAAACGUCAAAGGCAGCAGCUUGGCUAUGCUCGAAGGCGUCACCAACAAUCGAAGCUAAAACGUCAAUGCAUGCAUGGCUACGAAUCGAUGUUACAAGAGGCCAUCGUCUCUCAGAACAUAUACUUCUCUUCAGAAGUUAUAGGCGAUCAAUAGCGGGAAUGUUCGAUGUUGGCCAGGCACUCUUGCCUCGAAUUGCCUCGAAGAGAAAUUCUGUGGAUGGUCAUGACACACGACCGAGCUGAGUUUGGACUGAGCAACACGCUGGCUAAGUGACCAUGGGAGGGACAAACUACUCACACCCGAUUGGAAUACCUCGUGGGGCCAUUAUUACGGCAGAAGGAGAUUCCUAUCUCGGGCUUUUGUAUGUAAGGAGAGACGGCAUAUGGCCCACCCGUUCCGCCUGAUCCUAUUCCUUCGAUCAGUCAACCCUCCCCUCGCCUCGUCUGCCGUACGCUACGGCGCGACAACCGUCACAACCAGACUGAGAUCGGGCUUGGAAAUGGGGGAUCGGGAUACUAGAAUCAGGAACGCGGCCUCUAGCGACUAAGGGCAGGACAUGGGGAAUCAGGGCAUUAUUGAAAAACCGAAAUGGCACCAUGAAACGGGACACAGAAUCCGCGACGCGAAACGGGGACGACGACAAACUUGGGCUCUCACGCCGAAUCAACGGAUCGACCUAUUUGUGCGCACGUUGCAUAAGAAGAGCGGGAACGGGAUAAUCAGCGGACUGGACUGGACCGGAUGGGACUGGCAUUGGACGGGACUCGGAAUGGGACGGGCAUGGACUGGAAUGAAUGGGCUGGUUGCUUGAUCGGGACCGGGAUCAGACGGAGGAACCAUUGCAUCGAGACGCUCGCCUGGGGCUGUACAUUGAUACGAGCAUGAAGGCCACGAGUCACGAGAAAUGAGACAUGAGGCAUGAAGGAUGAAGGACAAAGCAUCAAGCACAGAGCACGGAACAUUGGCGCUAGACGCUUUGAAGG
This is a messenger RNA of Cladophialophora immunda, 4950 nucleotides long. RefSeq lists its product as uncharacterized. Lineage: Eukaryota; Fungi; Ascomycota; Eurotiomycetes; Chaetothyriales; Herpotrichiellaceae. Gene Ontology annotation, cellular component: nucleus. The record is from RefSeq and is a predicted model, not a curated record. Gene Ontology annotation, molecular function: dioxygenase activity. Bases 1263 to 3662 code for a protein of 799 amino acids. The transcript has a single exon. Gene Ontology annotation, biological process: DNA repair; DNA alkylation repair.